Hylaeus anthracinus is the source of this 842-nucleotide messenger RNA. RefSeq lists its product as uncharacterized. The transcript has 4 exons. The record is from RefSeq and is a predicted model, not a curated record. Bases 1 to 744 code for a protein of 247 amino acids. Lineage: Eukaryota; Metazoa; Arthropoda; Insecta; Hymenoptera; Colletidae.
AUGUUUAUGGAAAUAGAAGACGAAACACGCGAUUUUGUAACAAUUUACAGAAAAGACUUUUUAGGGAGAGAAACGAAAAAACGAAGAGAAUACAGGCCACAACGCAAGUAUCCCCUACCCCUCAAUAUCUUAAACGGACCCUAUAGAAAAUGUCUAAACACUCGUCAACAAAAUUUUUCGUUACCUGUAAAUGAACAAAGCGAGGACCCUCAAGAAUAUUUAAAUAAGAUUAGAAACGAGCAUCCACUGUUAAAAAAAAUCUUUCCGGAAGUUGCGCCGAACGAAAAUGUGAUCGAAGAGAAGGAAAAUCGGAUCACGCAAACUAUAUAUCAUACGGAUUAUUCAAAAGGCGAUUAUUCGUCACGCAUAAAAAUAUAUGGGAAGUGGAAAGACAUCCAUUUACCAGACGAUUGGAUCAUAUCGGAAACGAUUCAAAGAAAAUCUUAUAGGAAUCCAUGGAAAAUUGCUACCGAAAAUUUGUUGCUUAUUUCCCGAAGUGAAAAACCACCGGAUAAUCUAAAACCGAGUCAAAAAGAAAGAGAAAUCCUCCGUAUAAGAACUGGUGAUACGGAAUACAAUGCUACGAUCGAUGCUACGGGAAGUAAAAUAAUAGACGAAUGCCUGUUAGGAGCACCUUUGCCAGUCGAACCGAACAUGUAUGUUACAGAGCCAGACAGUUCACUGUCAGAAUGCUCUAAAGUUUUAACAGAAAAGAAGAUUGCACUUCCAUCUAAUGUAUUUUAAUAAAAAGUAGAAGAACAUACGUACGGAAAAUGGUUCAAAGUAAGGUAUGGAAGAAACAAAUAACUGUCUUAAAUGUACGUAUUCCACAGGAAAAUCAG